Molecule: messenger RNA, 4220 nt
Organism: Chlamydomonas reinhardtii
Lineage: Eukaryota; Viridiplantae; Chlorophyta; Chlorophyceae; Chlamydomonadales; Chlamydomonadaceae
Exons: 3
Coding region: 97-3510 (1137 amino acids)
Biological process (GO): ceramide biosynthetic process; sphingolipid catabolic process
Cellular component (GO): cell periphery; membrane; endoplasmic reticulum
Molecular function (GO): glycerophospholipase activity
Source: RefSeq, a predicted model, not a curated record
CUUCCUGCACAGCUGUUAUCCUACAGCCACGUCUAGCGCUACAGACGUGCUUCUUCUCGCAAGUUGUCUGGUUGACUUGCCUUGGAGAUACAAAUAAUGCGUGUUGUACCCGACUUGCAUGAAUGCAUGUGGAAGCGCCUCACGCCCGAGCUUGUGCGUCGCAUCGCCGAGCAGCUCCAUCCGAACGAGUGCGCUGCGUCGCUCAAACUCAUGGACAGCGAGACCGCAGCACUGCUUCGCGAAAGCUAUUUUCUGAUAACGCUGGGUCAAAAAAGCACAAAGGAUGAAGAGCCUCACCGCGCCCAGCCGUCCUGGCCGGGGCAUGCCUUCACAGCGCACUGGGGCCGCCCCGAGCCUUGGCGCUGUCUCAGCCUUCGCCAGCGCGAGCGGCUGCUGUGCCUGGCCGCGUCCUCGGGCCACACGCCCAGCCUGGACGCGGCCCUGGCGCAUUGCGGCUGCGCCCUGAAGCCGGAGGUGCUGACGGCGGCCGCUGCAGCCGGCAACCUGGCGAUUUGCGAGCGGCUGCUGCACGGCGAGGGCUGCUCUCUCAGCGAGCAUGCCCUCAUCGCCGCUGCGGCCGACGGCCAUUUGAGGGUGCUGCAGCUGCUGCUUGAAGCCGUGGGGUCCGCAGAAGCCGCCCUCAUUGCUGAUGCUGCGGCCGCCGCGGCGGAGGGCGGGCACCUGCCAGCACUGCAGCUGCUGCUGCAACAGCCCUCGGCAAGUACGGCCACUUCAGCAGUGGCCGCGUCAGCGUUGGCCGCCUGUCGCGGCGCCCAGCCCCACAUCCUGGAAUGGCUGCAGCAGGCGCACGGCUACAGCCCUAGCGUCAGAGACGCCCAAGCGGCGGCGCGGGCGGGGCAGGUGGGGUUGCUAGAGGAGCUGCUACAGCUGCUCCUGCCGGAGCUGCUUGCGCCUGUUGCGUUGGAGGAUGCGGCGUUGCACGAGGAGCGGCGUGCUGCGAGGUGCGGACUGCUGGAGGCUGUGAUCUGGGGCUGCCCGGUGUCGGUGAUGGUGCGGCACCACGGCAGCCUCUGGGCAGGGCGACAGCAGCAGCAGCAGCAAACUGCAGCAUCAACAGCGGCGUCAGAGGACGAAAACGGGCGGCGAGGUGACAGGCUGCUAGGCUUCCUCGCCGCCGCCGCUGCCAGCCCCACGGCCUGCUGGGCUGCCAAGCUUGACUUCCUCAAGUCGGUCUGGCCGCCGGCUGUGGCGCGGCAAGUGGUUCGUGGCUUGCGCGGCGCGGCGGGUGUGGAGCUGUGGAAGGGGGCGGCCGCACAGCCCGAUUUCCUUGCACGGCUGAAACACCUGCAGUCGCUUGGGCUGGUGCCGGACGCGUCUGUGGCGGAGGCGGCGGCCUCGGGCGGGCACACAGAUGCUCUGGCCUACCUGUGGGACGAGUGUGGCGUUCCGGUCCGGACUGAUUUGGAGUUCCUCCGGUCCUUCGUGCUGCCAGGAGCGGGUGCGCGGCCGCCGGAGCUGCUUCGGCUGCUGGGUGACCGUGGCGCAGUGGUUCCGACCUGGCUUGUGGGCCGCAAGGCGUGCGCGGGCUGGGGCGACGCGUUUCUGCUGCAGUUGCUUGAGCUAACGAAGGUAGGCGGAGCGGGCGUAGGUGGAGGCGGCGGCGGAGGAGGAGGCGGAGGCGAAGGAGGCGAGGUUGGAGCGGGCGGAGCUGGGGUGGGCGGUGGCGAGCAACCGCAACCGCAACCGCAGCUGCAACCGCAACCGCAGCCGCAGCCGCAGCUGCAACCGCAACCGCAGCUGCAACCGCAACCGCAGCUGCAGCCGCAGCCGCAGCCGCAGCCGCAGCCGCAGCCGCAGCCGCAGCCGCAGCCGCAGCCGCAGCCGCAGCCGCAGCCGCAGCCGCAGCCGCCGCAGCCGUUGCUGCCCCCGCCGCCGCCCCCGCCACCACUGCCACCACCACCGCCGCCGCCGCCACCGCUGCCACAGCCGCCGCCGCCGCCGCUGCUACCGCCACAGCCGCAGCUUCAGCCGCAGCAACAGCAACCGCCACAACCGCACCAGCACUUGCAGCACCAGAACUUACAACACCAGCACCAGCAACCGCAUCAGCACCAGCAACCGCACCAGCACUGGCAGCAGCCGUACCAGCAACCUCACCAGCAACCGCACUGGCAGCACCAGCAACCGCAUCAGCACUGGCCGCAACCGUACCAGCAACCGCACCAGCACUUGCAUCACCAGCAGCAGCACUGGCAGCAUCCGCAACAGCACCAGCACUUGCAACACCCAAACCAGCACUGGCAGCAACCGCACCCGUACCCGCAGCAGCACCAGCACCCGCACCAGCAUUGGCACCAUCACCCAUACCCGCACCCACACCCGCAACAGCAACAGCAACAACAGCACCAGCAACAACAGCAGCAACAGCAGUGGCAGCAGCAACAGCAACGGGAGCAGCAGCAGUGGUUAGAAAGGCAGCAACGGGAGCAGAAGCUGCGGUUGGAGAAGCAGCAGCGAAAGCUACAGCUGCAGCAGCAGCAGCAGCGGCAGGAGGAGUUGGAGGCUGAGCGCGAAUGCAUGUCCCUUGCUUUCCGCCGCCUAGCUGAGGGCGGUGCGGGGCUGGGCGUUCUCAAGGCCCUGUGUGCGCGCGGGGCCUAUGCGUGCCUGAAAUCUGUGGCGUGUGGCGGCAGCGAGGAGGCGCUGGAAUGGGCGGCGGCCGAGGGGGUCGCGGCUCGCAAGCGCAUGACGAAGGGGCAGCGGCGGAGGCUCAACGCCAUGGGUGGGAACUUCUUUCGUGAGGACGACGCCUUCGCUGUGUUCGAGGCGGGCAAUCUCGCAGCGCUCAACUGGCUGAGGGCGCGAGGCCACGUGUCGGAAUUCUGGGCGCCAGGCCUCAAGAAGGAUCGCCUGUGUCUCGACCUACGGCCGCAAACCUUCUGGAAGCUGCAGCUGUGGGGGCGCUGGAAGCAGACCACGAAGGAGCUGGAGCCGUACUCGGGGAGCGAACGGGAGUUCUACGGCGACGAGUUCUCCGAUGACCGGUCUUCCGGGAGCAGGAGCAGGAGCAGGAGCAGGGAUGAUGAGGACGAGGACGCGUGGAUUGCUUGGACGGUUCCUGAGCCCGACCCGCGGCUGGUCAACCACCCGGCCUGGGUGCAGGCGCUGCAGGCCCUGGACGCCCAGGCGGCCUUUCAGGCGCGCCUAGCAGCCGACGCCGAUGACGACUGGGCGGGCGGAGGCGGGGCUGCGGCGCCGGAGGCACCGCCGCGGGAGGUGUGCUUGGAUGAGGAGGCGGCGCUGCCUCACCAGCGCGCUUGGCUGGAGCGCCAGGCGGCGGCGGCGGCGGCAGAGGCGGCGGCGAAGGAGGCGGCGGCGGUAGCGGACUACACGGCUGCAAUGGAGGCAGAGGCCGCGGCAAAAGCAGAGGCCGAGUCAGGGUUUGGGUUAGAGACAGAAUCAGGGCCAGGGUCAGAGUCACAGUUAGAGUUAGAGGCGGAGUCAAAGGCAGAUUUAGGAUCGGAUUCGGAGUCGUGGGUAGCGUCGGAGUAGUCAAGAGGCAGCGGUGGCGGGGGUGGGGGCAGGGGUGGGGGGGAGGGGGGCGAGCGGGGGCGGGGGCGGGGGCGGGGCGGCAUCGUCCUUUCCGCAGGGAGAAGGCGGCGCCCACUGGCUCGCCACUUGCAUCAGUGCAGCCUCUUGCACCAUUGCAGCUUCUUGCAUCAAUGCAGCCCCUUUGCUGGUGUCUGCGCCUCUACCCUAGCGGUACCUGCGCCCAGGGCCGUGUGGCUGGAAAGUAAGGAUGGCAGUGAUCCAGGUGCGUGUUGCCGGUGCACGGCGCAAGGAAAUUUGCUAACAAAGCAACGGUAUGCAGGGACAGCAGUGGUGAUUGGGAGUGGGUUUGGUAUGUAACUCGAGAACAGCAGUUGUUAGCAGGGGAAGUUUGGAUGUUGACUGUUUGUUUGUCUCGUUAGCAGCAUUUGGUAUUAGCAGGGGAAGUUGGACCGUCCCCUGGGUGUCAGGGUGGUGCCGGUGGCAGGCGCUACGGGCCUGUCUGCAGAGCGCUGGGGUUCACCGGCAUGGGUUAAACGGAAUGGAGUGGUGCUUCCAACACUUACUUGCGUGCGCGCAUUUUGUUACAAUUUUUGUUGGUGUAAAUAAGUGGGUUCAUUAUUAAUACGCAGGGUAGAACAACGCUACCCCAUUUGGAGCCGGGGCCGUGCCUGUGUGGCCGUGUGGGAUCGUGGCUGUAAAACUCAGUGGUU